UUAGGAAACAUGGUUGUGUAACAGCCGCAUCAAACUUACCUAAGAUACAUCUUUUAAAACAGCAUUGCAGGACUGUCUCAGCGCUAGCGGAAACAAAUAUGUUACUCUUCAGCUCAGUACGAACAACGCUUUUUUGCGGUUGCAGAAAUGCUGGCAAGGCAUUUCAACACAGCAGCCGGAGUCCACAGACACGACAAUGGCUUGUGAAGAGAGGCCAGAGCACCAUCACUGCAGAGGCGGCGACCUCCUCCACCCAGGCAGCGGCAGCCGUCCCCAACGCAGCCACAAAUCGCAUACUAGGUCGCUGGUUACUCGGCUGCAGUGGGCUGGUGGUUGGGGCUGUUGUCUUGGGUGGUGUCACAAGGCUAACAGAAUCUGGGCUUUCCAUGGUUGACUGGCAUCUGGUGAGAGAGAUGAAGCCACCUCAGUCGCAAGCAGAGUGGGAGGCUGAAUUUUCCAAGUACCAGCAGUUUCCUGAAUUCAAAAUAAUGAACCAUGACAUGACGCUGCCAGAGUUCAAGUUUAUCUUCUACAUGGAAUGGGGUCAUCGUAUGUGGGGUAGGCUGGUUGGACUUGCGUACAUCCUCCCCACCAUAUACUUCUGGAGGAAAGGAUACUUCAAUCGCUCCAUGAAGGGAAAAGUGCUUGGGCUUUGUGGAUUUGUCUUCUUUCAGGGCCUCCUGGGGUGGUACAUGGUGAAAAGCGGUCUGGAGGAGAAGCCUGAGUCUUACGACAUCCCGCGAGUCAGCCAGUAUCGUCUGAGCGCUCACCUCGGCUCUGCCUUGUUGCUCUACUGUGCCAGUCUCUGGACAGGGCUUACUCUGCUGCUGCCUGCACACAAGCUGGCAGAAAGCACACGUCUCCUGCAGCUUAGGAGGUUUGCCAAGGGUACUGGUGGGCUCGUCUUCCUUACUGCUCUCUCAGGUGCUUUUGUUGCUGGUUUGGAUGCUGGGCUGGUGUAUAACUCAUUCCCUAAGAUGGGAGAGCGAUGGAUCCCUGAUGAUCUGCUGGCAUUCUCUCCUACCCUCAAAAACUUCUUUGAAAAUCCCACAACUGUGCAGUUCGAUCACAGGAUUUUGGCAGUCUCUUCUUUGACCGCAAUUACAGGCCUGUAUCUGUUCUCGAGGAGGAUGGUGCUGCCCAGGAGGGCUAAGAUCGCCAUUAGCCUCCUAACAGCAAUGGCCUAUGGGCAGGUCGCCCUCGGUAUCAGCACGCUGUUACUGUAUGUCCCCACUCCACUGGCAGCAACUCACCAGUCAGGCUCUGUGGCGCUUCUCUCGCUGGCCAUUUGGGUUCUGGCGGAGCUCCGCAAGAUGCCCAAGUAAAUGCCUGCUCAGUCAUGGACAAAUCCAAUCCCCACCUAGCCACACCUCAAGCCUCUAAGAGUCAGCAGUGCCAUUGUGAACGCGGCAAAAGUGAAAAAAAUCAAGGCGUUAAAAACCAAACGGGAAACGUUUUUCAUUGAACACCGGGAUUUUAUGCAUACACUGAAACAUCUGUCCUGUGGCACUACAAAGCAAUCCUCGUGUGAUGAUACUGAAUUAUUCUGACCACACUGUAAUUAAAGCAAGGAUGUCAUUUUAGUGUCGUUGAUUAAAAUUAAAAGAAUGCAUCAGGGCUGUGAACCGUUUGUGGAUGCAUUUUGCCGUCAGAAGAUGACAACUUGGUGUGAGGUGUUUUGUUUGUUUUGCAAGGAAUUAAACACAGACAUGCAAAAAGUGAAAUUAAGCAAAUUUUCAGUUUCUGUCCAUCUUUAAUGUUACAGCAACAGGAUUUCCACUGAAGGGCACAUAUUUGGGUUGCAGCCAGUCAGAAUUGUGUAGGUAUAUCUUAAGUAGAUUGAAUUACCAUUUCUUCAGUUUUUACAGGAUGUUUUCAAUGAAUUUUGCUUAUGUGUUUGCUCACACAUUACCUUGCAUCUGGUCACACACUACCAGUUAGUUGAAUCAGAUGUGGCUGUUGGGAUUAUAUGUAUAACUCUGUAUAUUUAAAUUAAGAACUAUUUCUUGAUGACUGUGAUGGAUGUAAGUUAAAUACGUGGAAUCUUGAUUUUUGCUUUGUUACUGUAUCAUUAGAAAUGCAAGUCUUAUUUUAAUAAAAACAAUUAUGUACAGUC
Messenger RNA from Chelmon rostratus (copperband butterflyfish), 2116 nucleotides. RefSeq names its product cytochrome c oxidase assembly protein COX15 homolog (gene cox15). The transcript is spliced from 9 exons. Gene Ontology annotation, biological process: heme A biosynthetic process. Gene Ontology annotation, molecular function: oxidoreductase activity, acting on NAD(P)H, heme protein as acceptor. Lineage: Eukaryota; Metazoa; Chordata; Actinopteri; Chaetodontiformes; Chaetodontidae. The record is from RefSeq and is a predicted model, not a curated record. The coding region runs from base 99 to 1325 and encodes 408 amino acids. Gene Ontology annotation, cellular component: mitochondrial inner membrane.